Molecule: messenger RNA, 3527 nt
Organism: Delphinapterus leucas (beluga whale)
Lineage: Eukaryota; Metazoa; Chordata; Mammalia; Artiodactyla; Monodontidae
Source: RefSeq, a predicted model, not a curated record
GCCUCUGAAGUCACAUGGUCCUUUGAGGGCUUGGGAGACUCACACCCUGCACACAGAGCCCACCCACCUCCGGUGCCCAGCUUGACUCCAGACUUUAAUCCAAACAGUAAGGACAAAGGCCGAGGAGGAGAGGGGGGAUGCUGUUGCCCCACGGGGUCCUGUGGCUCUCUAAGCCCCAACUCCUUCUCAUCUCUGUCUGCAGAGCCUUGUUCAAACCCACAGAAAAAAAAGCACCUUCUGGGGGCUGUUGUGUUACCAACCAUGAGUGAGGCUCCGUGCUGUCCCACGGGAGCCGCCUUCCCACGGGAGCCAUGGAGCUGGGGCUCACUCCCAGGGUUAUUCGACUUAAGCAUUCUGGCUCUUUCCUAUCCUUUGCUGCCUCGAAAAGAGCCUGCCCUGCUCGGCUCUGCCGCAAACCCCAUGACCCGGCCCACGCACAUCCCUCUGGACUGGCCUCGUGGUCAGAGCCAGAAGUUCCUGGAACAAUGUUUGGGCUGCUGGGGGCCUCUGAGCUGCCUUCCACCUGAACCCUUGGCCUCUUCAAGACUGGCCGGGAACCAGCAGGAGGCCAAGUCCCAGUGCUGGCUCCAGAUCCCUCCCACUUUGGACCUACAAGACCUUCAGCUCAGAGAGCAGUUCUGCCCUCACCAUACCACACCCGUUCUACGUUCUAAGCCGCAGCACGCAGACGUCAGGAGGCCAAGAUCCAGAGAAGUCAGGGAAGGAAGCUACACUCUGGACCCUGACGUGGCAGCAUGGAGCUGGUCCAGGACACCUCCCGCCCGCCACUGGAGUACAUGAAGGGGGUCCCUCUCAUCAAGUACUUUGCAGAGGGCCUGGGGCCGCUGCAGAGCUUCCAAGCCUGGCCCGAUGACCUGCUCAUCAGCACCUACCCCAAAUCCGGCACCACCUGGGUAAGCGAGAUCCUGGACCUGAUCUACCAGGGUGGCGACCUGGAGAAGUGUCAAAGAGCCCCCAUCUUCGUCCGGGUGCCCUUCCUUGAGCUCAGGGUCCCUGGCCUUCCCACAGGUGCUGAGCUUCUGGAAGAUACACCAGCCCCACGGCUGAUCAAGACACACUUGCCCCUGGCUCUGCUUCCACCGACGCUGCUGGAUCAGAAGGUCAAGGUGGUCUACGUUGCCCGCAAUGCAAAGGAUGUGGCCGUCUCCUAUUACCACUUCUACCACAUGGCCAAGGUGCACCCUGACCCUGGCACCUGGGACAGCUUCCUGGAGAAGUUCAUGGCUGGGGAAGUGUCCUACGGGUCCUGGUACCAGCACGUGCAGGAGUGGUGGGAGCUGAGUCACACCCACCCUGUUCUCUACCUCUUCUAUGAGGACAUAAAGCAGAACCCCAAAAGGGAGAUUCAGAAGAUCCUGGAGUUCGUGGGGCGCUCUCUGCCAGAGGAGACCGUGGAUCACAUCGUCCAGCACACGUCUUUCAAGGAGAUGAAGAAGAACCCCAUGACCAACUACAGCACCAUACCCACCAAAGUCAUGGACCACAGCAUCUCUGCCUUCAUGAGGAAAGGCAUCACUGGGGACUGGAAAUCCACCUUCACUGUGGCCCAGAAUGAGCGCUUUGAAGCCGACUAUGCUGCGAAGAUGGCAGGCUGCCACCUCCACUUCCGCUGGGAGCUGAGUGGUGCUCAUCAGGAGACUUGAUUUCCGCAAUCUUAUCUAGGGCUUUCCGGAGGAUGCUGAGGGCAGGGAGAAGGGAAAGAAGAGGUCUGGAUGAAGCACAAAGCGCAGACUUCCUUUUCUCGUUACGGCAGGCUGGCUAGCUCAGACCAACCCUGAUGUUGGAAACUAUAAACCCUAAGCACGUGUUUUUUAAUCUUAAAAGCAUAAAAGGCAAGAGGAAGUGGCAGGCCAAAAAACCUAAGAGGGUCCUGGAGAGGUAAGCAAAGCAGAGAGCUGCCUUGGCCGCAGUGCAUCCGACAAAUCCUGAAGAAGUGUUGCUGGGUGCCAGCGGACUCUAACAACCUUUUGCGAUUCGGAGGACAGAAGUUAAAACUUGGGGUCUGCCCUAGUGGCACCUGUAAAAGAGACACUCCAGAGGACUGUGGGGAGUUGUCUCGGCUCAGAGCAGGGCUGAGGGUGGAGGGAACUCAUCCCUGAAAGACUGCAGCCCCAGGAAACCUCUGGAGUUCGAUUACGGGGGUUCCAGGGUGGCUGGGACCCAAGCAACCUGGCAGAAGUGCACACAGAUCCUUGCGGGAAGAAGGCUUCUUUAUCCUAGACCUUUGGGAACCUCCCCCAAAGAAUAUCUCAACAGCAGUAAGCAGCAGAGAAGCCAGUUCAGGUCAUCUAUUCUCCAGCACAUUGCUCUCGCAAACCUUUAGUAAAUGCCCACGUGUUUCUGAAGGCCUUGGUUCAGACCCGUGAGAACACAGCACAACAGUGUCACAGGAGGUGUCCCAGAGGGUGUGACUCUUGUGGAUCCAUCAGGCAAAGAAAGGCCAGAAGAUCGGGCAAGGGGCAGCCUUGGCAGAGGGAACUGCGCAAACCAAAGCAGGGAGGGAUGAACACCAUGCUGACAGGCUUGGAGCACUGAAGCUCAGCGUGGCUGGUGUCGGACGCCAGGAUGACUCAGCCAGAGCCACCUCGGGCUUGUGCGUGAGCACUGGUACACGGGGCAAAGCAGAGGAGGAGGUAAAAGCCAGCAGGCCAAAGGGGACUUGCAAAGUCUGAUCAUUGCUGCUGGGCCUGUUUGGAGGACAUCCUUUUACGUAGUAUGUCCUAAGCUGUAUUCUGUGAGAUAUUAAUGGAGUGGUUCUCAACCCUAGCUGGACAUCAGAACGCCCUGGGGAGCUUUUUAAAAAGAAUCCCAGUUGCUUUAAGUAAGAAUCAUCAACAGAUGCCGAAACUAGUGGGUCUGAUGUGAAAUGGGAUAUGUACACAGUCUCCAAGCAUCUCUCAUAAGAUACUUAUUAAUCACACAACGGACAACAGCGAUAACCUGGCACAGGAGAAACCUGGAAGAGCCCACCUUAACCAGUGGGAGUCUUUUGGCCUCGUAAUAUGAUGACGGAGGACGACAUCACUUCCAUGCUAUUACUUCCAAAAGCGUAAAACCUGAAUCUAAUCGUGAGGAAACAUCAGACAAACCCAACUGAGGGCCGUUCUACACUGGCCUGUAAUCUUCAAAAUGUCAAGGUCAGGAAAAGCAAAGACAGCCUGGGAACUGUUCCAGAUUGGAAGAGACCAGAGAGACAUGAAAACUAAACACAGUGCUGAUCUGCACUAUAAAAAUGUUCUGUUCUUUUGCUGUAAAGGUCCUCAGUGGACAGUGAUGAGACCUGAAUAAGAUGUGUAGAUCAGUUAAUAGUUUUAUAUCUGUAAUUUCCUGAUUUUGAGAAAUGUACCGUGGUUGUUUAAGAAUGUCCUGGUUUUUAGGAAAUGCCGACUGAUGUAUUUAGAGGUCAAGAGGCAUCAUGCAUCAUGUCUGCAACAUAAAUGAUUCAGAAAAAAAAAGACUGUAAAUACAUAUAUCUAUAGAGUGAUAAAGCAACUGUGGUAAAAAUA